Equus caballus (horse) is the source of this 2958-nucleotide messenger RNA. It is a transcript of the gene IRAK4, whose product is annotated as interleukin 1 receptor associated kinase 4. Lineage: Eukaryota; Metazoa; Chordata; Mammalia; Perissodactyla; Equidae. Gene Ontology annotation, molecular function: protein serine/threonine kinase activity; magnesium ion binding; ATP binding. The record is from RefSeq and is a predicted model, not a curated record. Gene Ontology annotation, biological process: signal transduction; protein phosphorylation.
GGAGGCGGGGCAUGGGCGGGGCCUGCCUGGUUGGCCCCGCCCCGGCCCGGCCCUGGGCUGUGAGCUGGUUCCUCGGCCUCUGGCUUAGCCCGGCGGCGCCCCGCCCGCCCCCCGUGCCUCGCACCUGGGCAGGGAUAGAAGAUGAACAAACCCAUCACCCCAUCAACAUAUGUGCGCUGCCUCAACCUUGGACUAAUUAGGAAGCUAUCAGAUUUUAUUGAUCCUCAAGAAGGAUGGAAGAAGUUGGCAGUAGCUAUUAAGAAACCAUCUGGUGAUGAUAGAUACAAUCAGUUUCACAUAAGGAGAUUUGAAGCAUUACUUCAAACUGGAAAAAGUCCCACUUGUGAAUUACUGUUUGACUGGGGCACCACGAAUUGCACAGUUGGUGAUCUUGUGGAUCUUUUGGUCCAAAACGAGUUUUUUGCCCCUGCGAGUCUUUUGCUACCAGAUGCUGUUCCCAAAACUGUGAAUAUACUACCUUCUAAAGAAGCCAUAACAAUUCAGCAGAAACAGAUACCUCUCUAUGGCAAAGACAGGACAUCUGUUAUACCUGUGCAGAAUCCUGAACAAAACUAUGUGCCACCUGACUCCUCAAGUCCAGAAAAUGGAAGCUUAGAAGUCAGUGAUACACGUUUUCACUGUUUUUCAUUUUAUGAACUGAAGAAUGUCACAAAUAACUUUGAUGAACGACCCGUCUCUAUCGGUGGUAACAAAAUGGGAGAGGGAGGUUUUGGAGUUGUAUAUAAAGGCUACGUGAACAACAGAAUGGUAGCAGUGAAGAAGCUUGCAGCAAUGGUUGAUAUUAGCACCGAAGAACUGAAACAACAGUUUGAUCAAGAAAUAAAAGUAAUGGCAAAGUGUCAACAUGAAAACUUGGUAGAACUGCUUGGUUUCUCAAGUGAUGGAGAUGACCUCUGCUUAGUAUAUGUUUACAUGCCUAAUGGGUCAUUGCUGGACAGACUGUCUUGCUUGGAUGAUACUCCACCACUUUCUUGGCACAUGAGAUGCAAGAUUGCUCAUGGUGCAGCUAAUGGCAUCAGUUUUUUACAUGAAAACCAUCAUAUUCAUAGAGAUAUUAAAAGUGCAAAUAUCUUACUAGAUGAAGCCUUUACAGCUAAAAUAUCUGACUUUGGGCUUGCACGGGCUUCUGAGAGGUUUACUCAGACAGUCAUGACUAGCAGAAUUAUGGGAACAACAGCUUAUAUGGCACCUGAAGCUUUGCGAGGAGAAAUAACGCCCAAAUCUGACAUCUACAGCUUUGGUGUGGUUUUACUAGAAAUAAUAACAGGACUUCCAGCUGUGGAUGAACACCGUGAACCUCAGUUAUUGCUAGAUAUUAAAGACGAAAUUGAAGAUGAAGAAAAGACAAUUGAAGAUUAUAUUGAUAAGAAGAUGAAUGACAUUGAUUCCACUUCUGUUGAAACUAUGUAUUCUGUUGCUAGUCAGUGUCUGCAUGAAAAGAAAAAUAAGAGACCAGACAUUAAGAAGGUUCAACAGCUGCUGCAAGAAAUGACAACUUCCUAAAAUUUGACUGGAAUAGACUCUUGGCUUUUAAUAUACAGCUAUCUAACCAUUUUUUAAACUUAAUUUUUUUUUUUUUUAAAGAUUGGCAUCUGAGCUAACAACUGUUGCCAAUCUUCUUUUUUAUUUUUUUUCCUGCUUUUUUCUCCCCAAAUCCCCCUGGUACAUAAUUGUAUAUUUUAGUUGUGGCUCCUUCUACUUGUGGCUUGUGGGACACCACCUCAACAUGGCCUAAUGAGCGGUGCCAUGUCCUCACCCAGGAUCCAAACCGGCGAAACCCUGGGCCGCCAAAGCAGAGUGUGCGAACUUAACCACUGGGCCACGGGGCUGGCCCCCUAAACUAAAUUUUUUUUAAACAUUCUUCUUUGCCUUUAGCAAGCCAGCAAGGUUGUAUAGAACCCCCAACAUAUAGAACAAACAAAAGUAGGGCCUCUGUGUCAAUGCUUAGCCCUCCUUCUGAGUCACCCUCAGUUCUCUCAGUAGUCCCUGAGACAUCUCCUUGGAACCUCACCAAAUGCAGUUUGAAAACUACAGGAAAAAAGAGCACUGGACUAUAUGUGAAAAGACCCUGGGCUGAAGCCCAACUCCACUACUAAUUUGCUCUAAAGCUUUGGGUGAUCUCUUAGCUACUUUGAGGCUUGGUUUUUCUACCUGUAACAUUAGACUGAUAUCUCCUAUGCCUCUCUGACAGGUAGUCCUGAAAAUCAGAUAAUGUAGAAUAUGUACCAGCAUUUUGUCACUUGUAAAGUGACAUAAAAUUUAAAGUUUAUAUAGAUGAUUAUAAAAUCCUAUAGUCCUAUGGUAUAAAUCCUAUAGGUAUAUAGGUAAAAUCCUAUAUACCUAUAUAGUCCUAUAAAAUUAUAGCCGUAUGUGUAUAGGGUCAUGUUCACAGUGUGCUACUGAAGCAAUCCUUUACCACAAACCAAAUGCCCUGAUGAUACUCCCCUGAUGAUAUGGCCAUGAUUAGACUAUGUUAUAUGGCAAGGUUCAAGGAAUUUUGCAGAUGCAGUUAAGGUCCCUAAUCAGCUGGCUUUGAGUAUCAACAGGGAGACAGUGCUAGCUGGGCCUGACCUAAUAAGGUGAGCUCUCACAAGAAGUCUGAGAGAUUCUCCUGUGGGCCUUGAAGAAGUUAGCUACCAUGUUGAAAGAGGGCCACAUCGGCUAAGACCUAAGGGUGGCCUCUAGGAGAUGAGAGCUACUUUCCAGCUGUCAGCCAGCGAGAGAAGCCAGGACCUCUGUUGUACAACCACAAGAAACUGAAUUCUUCUAACAACCUGGAUUAGCUUGGAAGAGUACUUCAAACUUCAGAUGACACUGUAACCCUAGCUGACACCUAAAUUUCGGCCUCCUGAGACCCUCAGUAUCAAACGUAGCUGACCUGUGCCUGGACUUGUAACAUACAGAACUGUGAGAUAAUAAAUGAGUUGGAAUAAGCCA